Molecule: messenger RNA, 5088 nt
Organism: Venturia canescens
Lineage: Eukaryota; Metazoa; Arthropoda; Insecta; Hymenoptera; Ichneumonidae
Gene: chas
Product: chascon
Exons: 12
Coding region: 1153-4014 (953 amino acids)
Source: RefSeq, a predicted model, not a curated record
UGUACAAUACUACCAUACACUUUGUGACUUGCCAUCAGGAGAGAGAGAGAGAGAGAGAGAAAAGAAGCGAGAGAGAGCGAGAGGCUCUCUCGCAGCCGCACGCUGGAGGAAACUCCUGUCAGAAAUCCAACGACUCCGCGCGCUCGGCACAGUCUCGUCGAAAACUCGCCGCGCGAAGCGCGCGUUUUGUCUCAACGACGAGCCUCGACGUUUUUUCCCGACGUGCUACCGCUCGCGAAAUUCUUUUUUUUAUUCAUUACUCGGCUCGAUAAUACGACAAUCGUUGCAACUUUGUUACGCGGGGUCGAGUGCUUGUUCCAACUACGCACGUGCGCGACCAACUUGCUUCAGCGAAUAUAUUCGACUCGGGUUUAUCUUUCGGAGGCUCGUCGAUUUUUUUCCGGCGUCUUUUCUUCCUCGUUCUACGAAAGAAACUGGACUAAAAUUCCAUUAUUUUUCUCUCUAAUUAUAUUAAAUUUUUGAUUCUAUUUAUGUCGAAAGUGAGUGAAGUCUCGGUGUUCGGACGUUCGAUCACACACGUAAUUUGUCAUCGGUUCACGGUCACUCAAUUCAUCUUGCUGGCAUCGAAAUAAAAGUGCAGGAAUAAGAGGAGUUCGAGGAUUUUUAGGCUCGUUUCACAUCGUCUAGCUCGUUGAUAAACUGCCGUGCUAUUUCCACGGUUCUGCACUGGAUUCUGCUCGAAGGCCGCAUCGAGAGUGGGUGACGAAGCCACGGGAGCCUGGUGCACGCGUCCUUCGAGCACGUGAAUCAAGAAAAAGAAGAGCGAGACUUUUUGCCUGGCUGUUUGCCGGAUUAAUUCUUUACCAAAAAUAGCCAGCGUCGGUUACACACUCUCAUUCCCGCUGAAUAUCCCUGAGUCGCUCCUCGUGGAAUUGUCCUAUUCGUAAAACAAGCACGAGAUCGAAUCGGACUGUAAAAAAAUGCAAAACUUUGUUAUUCGAGCGCGGUAUUAAUUCCGGCGAGUUGACUCACUCGCGUUUGCUUAUCCAGAGCAUCGGAGUCAUCAACUAUUCAUGAACUUGUUAUAAGUUUAUAAUUUAAUACGAGUUAUCGAAUCGGGAUCGCAAACGCGUGGGCUUCGUUAGAACGAGAGAAAAAAACGUUGGCAGCGAGAGAAUAUAGCAUGGUUCAAUGAUGGAGGUGAUUUCAACGCGCCGAUACGAAGCUCGUCCGCCUGCGAACUCUCAUUCCACCGGCAUAAUAUACGAUCCGGAGAACUCUAUAGCUACCGUCAAAGAAGAGGAAUGGGAAACGAGGAAGAAGAAGGAGAUCACGACGACGAGGCAGAUUGAGACGCGAGUGAAAAGGCAGGUCGUUCUCGAGGACGGUGAAAUAGUCGUUGAUUCGGGACCAUUGGUGACGACAAACACGACCGAGGAUGUCGAGCAACAGGAGCACACGACUCAGGAAAGAAGAACGACCGGGGACGAGCCCCAAGAAGUGGAAUGGCCCUCCGGUGGAAAAGCAAACGGUGCCAUUGUGCAGAAAGAGCUCAACGAGACCGUCGUCAGAAGCCGAGAAGAGAUCGAGGAGCGCCUUGAAACCGAAGAUCGACAACAACUCGGCGACAUAUCCGAUGAGGCAUACCAAAACGCUGUGCGAACGAACCGGGGCGAUUUGAGAAUAGCGUUGGCCGAGUCCUCGAAGCAGCUCGCUCUCCAGCCAGGACCACGAAUAUUGCAGCACACGACGAGGUCGAAUAAGGUCGUCGACACGGAAAAUAAGCUCGAACGGAGCGAGCUCAAACCCGACGGUCUCAUCGUCACGGAGUCGAGGAAAACGGUCGAACACGAAGAAAUUAAAGACGAGCCGGUGGCAGAGGACGAAGGGAGUGACGAAAGAUUGCACGAUGAGCCAUCGGAAACGCGCAAGGAGAGUUCGCAGCGAUUUUUGAAGAGGCGGGACGAGGAUUUGGUCGAUUACGUUUCGGGUGGCGAGAAAAUCGCCCGUGAAAUGCGUUACGUUUCCGAGACGACGGAGGGUGAACGUAUCGGGGAUUGGCCACCGCCACCAACGACAAUGCGGACGACUCGUCUGCACAAGCACGCCGGUUUCAACGCCGAAACUACGACAGCCGCGAGCCGGAAGGAUGCGGUUACGAAAAAACCUCUCGACCUCGAGGAAGAGGACGAGGCGCGAAAAUUCGAAACUUCCAAAUGGCUCGAGAGCCAUUUUGGUAGCGAAUCGAGGUCGUCCCACGGCUCCGUCGAAGCGGACGAUCCCCCCAUCCAAACUGGCACGAAUACGAGCUUCAUCAAUGUCACCAUGAAGUCCUGCACGCCUGCGAGGGACCGCGAUUACACGAGCCCCAAUUACCCUCGACACCAACAACGACGUACCAGCGGAAGAGACUCCGCCUCUCCUUCGGGAUAUUUUCAUGGGAUUAGCGAGUGGUCCGAGAGAUAUCAAGCGACUGAAAAGCCGAUGAACCACACGAGAACGGCCUCUCCCUCGCAUUACGUGAUCGAAACCCCGAGAAGCAACGGAUACAGGCACGACAGUCCAAGGAACCAGCCGGAGUCAUCGAGAAUUCAGAAAGAAGCAACGUACUCGAGAAGCUACGAGACAACUCGUCGUCAAACUCAAUCCGAACAGGAUCAGAAAAAAAAUCGUCACGAACAACGUCUACGAGACGAACCACCAUCGCCUCCGGUUCGUCGCAGAGUUCGCGAACAGACGAUGUCGAGGUCCGAAGAGAAGAAUUCGUACAACGAACUUCCGGUGCGUACAGCGAGUCCGGUCCUCGUUGUCCAGAGGACCUGGGAAAACCGAAGCAAAGAUGUCCAGCAGCAAGUAACGAAUGUGGAGAGAAUCGAAACUCGACGUUACAGUCCACAAAAUGGCAAAACGUCACCGAGGUCACGAUCACCGUCCCCAGUUCAGAGGAUCGUCCAGCCGAGCCGUAGAGAAAAAAAGAGCGUGCUUGACAGUCCUGAAAAAAAUCAUAAAAGUCCCAGUCAUUCGAAAUACAAAAUCGGCGAAUCUUUUCGAAAACUCGUCGGUAAACUGAGGUCAGCAUCGUCCGAGAGAAAAACCAAACGAGCAGGAAGUAGUUCGACGUCCCAGCUGACCCCGACCGACGACGAUUCGACGUACCGUCAGUACAACGUUAUCGACAGAAAUAUUCCUCUGUUGAGCGAAGAUCUGCCGGAAGAUAAGCCUCCCGAACGACCCCCACGCUCCCCGAGAAACAACGCAAACACGAUUGUGAAAAACGUCAAAACAUCGAGAUCGAACGGCUACGCCAUUCACGAACCGAGCAACUAUCAUCAUCGCAAUGGCAAUUCGACACCUGUUCACAGGUAUUACGUGGGCGAAGAUCCAUACGCCGUUAGCAAUCGUGAGAGUUACAGCCGGGAGAAAGUCUAUCGAGAGGUCAGCAGCAAGCCUCAUGGAAGACCGAGGGGAACCACUCGAAAUGGUGUCGAACGUGACUACAGUGUCGAGUCAAACUCGCUUGGGCGAUUCAGCAAGUCGACGAGCAGGUUGACCAACGAAUACGAGAGGGACGAACAAUUCCGAAGCACGCAGACACUGCCCCGUAAAUUGCACUCCGUUGCUCACAAUGGGAGAACGAGUCAGUCGAACUCUCGUCGUCAAUUCGGCCAUUCGACAAACACGAUGAACCACGUUAAACAAACGACGGUACCGCCGGCCAGCCGAAACAAUCAAUCACGUCAGUACGGUAGCAUGAUCAACAUUUCGAUAAAAAACGCUGUCACAUCGCAGAAACCGAACGCAUCGACGACCACGAAUUUUCAAGCUCCCACUAAACCCGAAAGAACCUACAAAUCUUCACUCUCACGAAGCAAGAGUUUCAACGUCGAAGCGAGCAGAGGAAACGGCGAUCACUCGUCACCAAACGUCCCCUACAAAUCUAACUUACAAUUAAAUCGGCUCGACGAAACUCCGCCCCUCAAAAGUCCAGGUAUCCUCGCCAGCAUCAGCCGGAGCAACAGAGAUUUAUUCAAAGCCACUAAAUACGAGUAUUAACUUUGAAAAACAAGAUUUAACGUCACUUGAUUCUUCCAAAUUAUCCGAAAUUUCAUACCCACUUCGCCAUCUUUGUAUUCUUUUCGCUCAAGUUUAUCCGAACUUGUUGAACGAAGUUCGAAGAUUCCUUCGUAUUCGUAUCUUCUGGAAUAUGCGGAAAAUGCUUUGAUUUCUUGAAUUAGAGUGAUGAAAAAAAUCACUGUUCCAUGACAUAGGAGUUAACCGAUCGAGGAUUUACUCAUUUUUGUAAAUAUUUACACCCCCAAUUCAAGUGCAAUGAACUGUUUAUUUCUGCUGCCAGCAUCUACGUUGUUUUUAUAUUUUUUAUAAUGCGCGAUGUUCUCCAUCCAUACGUGGAUCUUGAGUUGAUCGAUAUUUUUUCGUCUCUAUCCAUCCACGUUCGUAGAUUUUUAAUCUCCGCCACCAAUGUGGAGCUCUGGGAACAUUAUUUAUUUAUUAUCAACUAAAAUUUGGAUUGAAAAAUUCAUUCAAUCGAACUAUGAAAAUUCGUUUUUCUUUUAACGAACCUAUAAACUUUCGAUGAAAUUUGUCGCUCUGGAAUGCCAAUAAAUGCCCCAUUGAAUCUGACAUUUGUUUGAAAAGUAAAUUAUAAAAGUUCGAACUAAUUAGAAAACCAAAAUACUAAUGGAAAAUAUUGUUUUUGUUGCUAUUCAACGGUGGGAACUUCAAUACCAUGAACUUUCAUGUGCCAAAAUCAAACCGAAAGUUCCGAUUAUUCGAAUCAUCGAUAAAUUGUCGGGUUUAUAGAAAAGAAAUUUUUCUGACAACGUGCGCGAUGCGAUUGUGUUACGCAUUUUUCACCUCCGAAGUUCAAUUUAUCGAAUACAAUAUUUUUGUUGAGACUGUACAUCGCAAUUUUGACCUCUUACGUUGAUAUUUUCCUGCCAAUUCAGCGUACCAAGUUUAUUCUUUUCCUUCGUACUUUGAAAAAUCCUUACGAUAUCUGCGUCCAACCAUAAACGACUCUAUAUUUUAUUAUUGUUGAGUAAGUUAAUGAAUUUAUAAAGUUCAAUUAAUUUUAUGAAAUAAAGAUUAUUUACGUACUUACCUAAA